AUGUUACAGAGGCUUACCGGAUUUCUUCAACACUGCAUAAUGUAUUGCUCCAUCCUCUCUGGCUACUAUGGGAUUCCGAAAGGCAAACUUAUUCGAUUACUUGUGGCCCGAGGACUGGUACAAGAAAAAUUAGGGCGGUUUAUGGAGGAUGUGGCAGAAGAAAAUUUAUAUGAAUUGAUCAGCCAGGGAAUGCUUCAAAUCAAGGAGAAACACUCUGGAACAGGAGGGACCAGAUUUCAGGUUCCCUCUCCUGUUAGAGAACUCUGUGUUCACCAAGUGGAGGAAGGAAACUCUGUGUUCACAAGCAUAAGUGAAUAUUCUCUUCAAAAAUCUGAGGAACAACACAAGGCAAGGUAUGAAGCUGUCCUCCCGACGGUCAUAUCUUUGAGGAUAAAGGCAAUUUGA
This is a messenger RNA of Malus domestica (apple), 405 nucleotides long. Its product is annotated as putative disease resistance RPP13-like protein 2. The record is from RefSeq and is a predicted model, not a curated record. Lineage: Eukaryota; Viridiplantae; Streptophyta; Magnoliopsida; Rosales; Rosaceae. Gene Ontology annotation, biological process: defense response to other organism.